Sparassis crispa is the source of this 1656-nucleotide messenger RNA. RefSeq lists its product as hypothetical. Lineage: Eukaryota; Fungi; Basidiomycota; Agaricomycetes; Polyporales; Sparassidaceae. The record is from RefSeq and is a predicted model, not a curated record. The transcript has 3 exons. Bases 1 to 1656 code for a protein of 551 amino acids.
AUGGGUCACCGAUGGGUACUUUGUGUCUUAAGCUACUUGAUAUCCUGUGUGUUCGCACAGAAUGUCUCCAGUGGGACUGAUUAUGGGUUCUCCAAUGACCCAAUUCUUCAGUUCCGACCUGCCUUUGCUCGGUCUCUCCCCGUGCAGAUCCUACUCGUCGGGAUCGUCCUCACACUCUCCUCCGUACUGCUCCUCCACCUAAUCUUUACCGCCCAAUACCACUGGCCACUCGCGCCAGUCAACUUUGCACUCCAGCUGUCGGCGGUAUCCAUCCUCCUCAUCUCCUCAAUUGUAACUUUGCAAGUCGUCUUAUCCACCGCGACGGAGCAGAGCCGUGUUUGGCCGUACAUGCUCAAUUAUGUCGCGGUGGAUUUACCUCCUACGGGGACGACUGACUGGCCAAUAUCGCAGGUAGCCGGAUGGUUAUUGAUGAAUGCGACAACGUCUGUACUGAUUCAGAUCACACACAUCCAAUUCCUCACCCUGCUUUUCCCCUCGACGCUCGAACGUCGACUCAUCUUUUGCCUGCUCGGCCCGCUCGCUUGUCUAUCUGCAGUGAUGCAAAUGUUGCGGAUCCACGAGGGCUCGAAGUUGGAAGGCCUCGCCUCAGCGGUGCAGAACGUCUGCAAUGCAACUCUCUCGCUGCUCUUCACAGGGUCUCUCUUUGUCUGGGGCUUCCUCGUGAACCGCAAGCAGGCCUGGCGCACGGACGGCGGGACCGCCGCGUUCGGCGCGGGUGCGCUGACGCUGGCACCCAUGUCGACCGCGAUCUCGUUCCUCUACGUGCCGAGCAAGGACCAGUACACGUGGAUGCCGCCGCUGAUGUGGUCCGUCAUCCUCUGGCAGAGCUUCCUCGGCUGGUGGUGGUGGGUCGGCGCAGGCAUGGGCGUCGGCGAGAUCGACGAACGCCUACAGCGCGAGGAGAAGCGCCGUCGGAAGCGCAAGAUGCGCCUGGCACGCCGGCAGGUCCGUCGCGAGCGUGCAGAGACGCUCUGGAAGGGCGUCACGGGCGCAUUCGGUUUCAGCCGCCAGCCGGGGGCGGGAGAGCAGGGCGAGGAGGGUGAGGAGGCGUUCGACCUCGCGCGGCGAAGAACCCGCGGCCGGCGGCGCAGCUCCGCAGAGAGCGAUCGCUCUGCAGUAUCGGCGGGCUCAGACGCGUCGAAGCAGCCGUCCAGUGCCUCAACACUCACGAAUGCGUCAUCAAGCAGCGGGAUGUUUGCGCAGCUCUGGAAUCACCCGGCGGGGCGGUACAUGUACGGGUGGUUCCUGCACGUGCGGCACGCGCACCUUACCGCCGCGCGGGAGCAAGCGGUCGAGCAAGUGGAGAGAAUCAACCAGGUGUACGGGAAGGAGGGCGGGGAGAACUCGACGAACUGUCGGAGCGCUGUUGGUUGGGGUCUAGGGAGCUUCGGGACCAAACGGAGUGUGCAGAGGCAGACGGGCCAGGUGAACUUGGACGGAAAUUACGAGAUGGAGCCAGUCAAGAAACCGAGAGUUGGCCGCGGGAAGGAGAACCCCGAGGACGACGUGCAGCGUGUGCAUGUAGAAGAGGGGCGCUUACCAGAUACGCAACAGGCGCGGAUGCACCGGCCAACGUCGAUGUGGUGGUGGGGCCCUUUACAGCGAUGGCGGCUGCAAGACGCCACUGUGUAUUGA